AAUACAAUUAUUUGGUCGAUGGACAACCCUGGGUGGUCCCUGUCGAUAGAAAUUAUAACAUUAUCAAGCUAUACCUAUACAUGGUGCAUACAGGGUAUAUGAGUAUUGCGUUAGACUGAUUGCAUUAAAUUAACAAUUAUAAUCAACUAGUUUUUAACCGGGAAUUCAUUUGGAUGACCGGGAUUAUAAUAGCUUACGACCUUCUCCAUUCCAAAUAUGGUUGAUUAAGCAGGUCAUAAUCUUCUAAGAUGUUAAGCCAAGCCCGAUGGUUGAUGAUAGUGGUGGCCGCCGCUCUGGCGCUGCAGACCCAAGGCGAAGGUGGGAUCAGAUUACCUGAUCAGCCUCCAAAGGAAGAAGCAGAAGGAAGAUCUUUGAACUUUGGAGGAGAUCAUAGCAGAUCGCCUCAAGCUCAGGGACGAGGUCUACUAGACUGGCUAGGUCUCGGCGAGGACCAAGAUCCGUACAUUCAACAAGCUACCCAGCAAUGCAUCAAUGGUGACCUGGCCGAUUGCUUCAAAGCACAAGCACUAAGGUCUUUUGAUGACUUCUUCGAUAAACAAGCAUACAAACUCUCGGAAAAUGCUGUACUAGUCAAAGUGGAGUCACAAGCCAGGGCGUUAUCUCAUGAACCACCAGAGCUCUCAUCGCAGCCCCGCAGCGAAGAUUCAGAUUGGGACGCUCUUGUGAAAUAUGGAAUGAGGAAAAUUGAAAGAUUCCUGAGAUCAACCGCACUGGAGAUGCAAUUGGAUGACGAGGUGACGUCACGAGGCAUCAUCGCGCCCCGUUUUAUAGACGAAAUCGCCGACGAAGUAGAUAUAAUUGAAGAUAAAAAAGCACCUCCUUUCCGCCGUCACAAACUGAAGAAGCUGAUCAUCCCCAUGCUACUGAUACUGAAGCUGUUCAAGCUGAAGCUCCUCCUGUUUUUGCCCCUCAUCCUCGGCCUGGCCAGCUUCAAGAAGUUCUUGGGAUUCAUGGCCCUUAUUAUUCCAGGGGUUAUCGGAUACUUCAAGUUCUGCAAACCAAACUUGACCUCACCCUUCUCUUCGAGUCACUACAACGGCCCCCAGUACUCCCCCGCUGGCAUCGGCCUCGGUCCCUACAGGGAGGUUCAUGCGCCAUCCCACUAUGGGCAUUAUGAUAACUAUCAGCAAGGACACAAGUACGGCUCUGGCGGUCACGGUUCCGGAGGAAUAUCCUUCAGGGAACAUGACGUAAACCCUCAAGAUUUAGCGUACCAAGGUUGGGAGUAUAGGAACAAAAAGAAUGAAGACAUCAAAGCAGAGGAAGCUUAAGACUGAACUAUUGGAUAUUUAUUUUUAGAAUUUGUGACUGACGAAUUAUUCGGUGAGCAGCAAUAAUUUUAACGAAUUUUCUAACAACUUGCAAUGUUUGUUAGUUUAUUUAGAUUCAAUUAAGGGUUCAACCUCUUUACUGAUUUUUAUGAAAUUCUGUAUACGCUUUUAGUUCUUAAUAUACAAUCUGCAAUACUCAAUAUUGUAAAAUUAAUUGUUAUUAAUUAAUUUAUGUAUUUAACAUAAAACACAUAAAACGCUCAGAAAACAAUUGUAACUAGUUGCAGGAUGCGGAAAACAGUUACAUUUAAAAUACCUGAAAUGACUAUGACUUGAGAGACAGAGAUGGUUACUUUCUUAGCUCCAAUUAAAAAAAAAGUUAAGAAUACUAUAAUACAAGUGUACAAAUAUAUAUUUUAAUUAUACUACAUUACACUUUAUUUUUAAAUAACUUAUAUAUGUAUGAUAUGUGCCCCAUCAUUAACAGCCAAACCCACUCAAUGUAGGAUCUUGAAAUAAGAUGGUUAGUAUAUGUAAUUUGCGCAAAUGUGUAUGCAAAUGUUAUAAUGGUAAUAAAUUAACGCUUAUAUCCCUUUUUCUUUUAAUAAUAAUUUGUAAACUUGUCGAGUUUCGCAAAAUAGCAAUAAAUUAUUUAGAAAAUGUCCAGUAAUUAAAUCACAUUAUGUUCUAUGUAUUGUGAUUCCUAAACGAACGAAUUUGAAAACUGUCAAGUUUCCUUAGAUAGUAAAUAUAAUAAAUAUAUAAAAAUAUUUUUGAUUGACAGUUGUCCACCAUAUUUUAUUAUGUAUGGAUUUGUUAGGGUGCGAUCUGGAAGGAUUUACUAUUCGACCUGUCAAUAUUGGUAGAAAAAUAUUGUCGUAGGAUUUAUAUACUUUAUGGAAACCAAUGUUAUAAAUAAAAUUUCUCAAUUCGGGUUGCUUCUUCUGAAAGUAUUUUUAGCGUGGAUCUAAAUGUUUUUAUCUCACAAUAGAAAUAUUUACCUUAGUUAAGUUUUAUUUUGCUUAUUGUUAUGAAAGCAUUUUCUACUAUUUUUAGUAGUUUCUAAGAUUUUAUUUUAUAUUAAAGUUUUUAAGUUAGUUUUAAAGUAUAUAUAAUAAUUACUCAUACUUUUAAAGUGCCAAUCGUUACUACAGUUGAUGGACAAAAGCUAUACAAGUGUUUCCUGAGAAUGCAUGUAUAAUAAAUAGAAAUAAGAAAUAAAAUACACCAUUGAGAAAUAAAAAUAAUGCUGAUUUUCAGUCACAUGGCGGAGUCAAGGCCAAUUUAUGUACCAAUAAUAUUAUUAAUGUCUCUGACAAUCUUAUAUGUUAUAGCCGUAAGGAUUUUUUUUCACAUGAAUUAAUUUUAAACUCUAUUUUUGAUUGCUAUAGUAACAAUUACCUUAGUUCUAGGACCAGAAAAAUAUGUACUUUAUGUGCUAUAUUAUUUUGAUAGUCUAGUACUCUAGUGUGAUUCGAGAUUAUGAAUGUUAAAUAAAAAUAUAUUUGAUACAAGUCACUAAUUUAUAUAUUUUGAAAUGUAAACGAGUAAUUACUAUGUAAUUUUUCUUAGUAUUUGUAGUUAUCUAAUUAAAAUUAAUUUAUUUCUAAGUUAAAUAUUUAAUUACAUUUUUAUAUCAUGGCAAUAUUUGCUUUGUUUCGAUUAAUUUUAUUGGAUAAUAUAAUUGUAACUGUUACUAAGUAAUACAAUUAUUUUAAAAAUUUGUUAUAUAAAUAUAAAUCAUAUUAGAAGUACGUAUCAACAAUAUCAUCAUCAUUGUCAUCACUAUGAUAGCUACUUCUAAUAUAAUUACGGCACUUAUUCGAUGUUCCAUUGCUAAGAAGAAAGUUGGCUAAGCAAGCUCCCCUACCUCUUGCAUUGACACUACUCAAUGAUAUUUUGAGCCAGUAUCCACAAUUGGAUGUAUUUGACUCCAACUUGCUGGAAUUUCAUCGAGUGACCACAGAGUAUUUAUGUUCAGACUUUUUUUGUUUGAGUUAAAUCUUUUUAUAUUAUUCUUGUUAUUUAUGUGUAAUAUUCCUUUUUUAUAUGUUGUUGUACUCAUGCUUUCCUGGGUGAGCGUAUUGAAAGACUGUAAGACUCACUCGGUAGAUGUAAUAAAUAAAUAAAUAAUAAAAUAUGUGAAUUAUAUUAAAUUUAAAUAUAAUAUGUAAUAAUAAUUCUUUAACACCACGUAUAGUGGAAAAUAUAAUCAAUAUGUUGUAAAUAAAUAUGUUACUAUUCUCAA
This is a messenger RNA of Galleria mellonella (greater wax moth), 3540 nucleotides long. RefSeq lists its product as uncharacterized. The transcript is spliced from 8 exons. The record is from RefSeq and is a predicted model, not a curated record. Lineage: Eukaryota; Metazoa; Arthropoda; Insecta; Lepidoptera; Pyralidae. Bases 249 to 1292 code for a protein of 347 amino acids.